Messenger RNA from Oncorhynchus kisutch (coho salmon), 2642 nucleotides. RefSeq names its product haloacid dehalogenase-like hydrolase domain containing 3 (gene hdhd3). The coding region runs from base 1591 to 2331 and encodes 246 amino acids. The record is from RefSeq and is a predicted model, not a curated record. The transcript is spliced from 3 exons. Gene Ontology annotation, cellular component: nucleus. Lineage: Eukaryota; Metazoa; Chordata; Actinopteri; Salmoniformes; Salmonidae.
GGCUAGCACUGGAGUAAUAUGAUCAUUUUUUUUAUAUGUCAUAUCAAUUAAUAAGGUUGAUGGAACAUAUCAGAAUGUUUAGCUUAAAAUGUUGAUUAACUAGUAUUUCCUCACAUUUUAGGUGCAGCAAUGCACACACGGUGCAGGCCUACAUGUGAAUGUUCCAAAUUGCAUUUUACAGGAAAAGCAUUCUAAAAUGUGCACCACCCAUACCUGAAAGCAGUUUUAUAGAUAGAAAUAGAAAUAUCCAUUAGACAUUUUAGAAAGAAGGGAGCUCUGAAGAUGCAACAACUUACAACUAUCAUGGGUUGCUAGGAUCAUAUGACUAGGAUCAUACCUUUGGCUGCUAGACAAUGUAAUAAAGUUUAAAGUAAACCAAUAGAACAGGAGAACAUUGAGGUCUUUAAAAUCCUUUUCUCCAUGUUUCUAUGGUGGGAUUUUGGCUAUAGGCUACUAUGAAGCAAGGCAAAACAUGCCUCAUAAUGUCAUGAAGUAAAACGUAAGGAAGGAAAAAUAUAGCGAUGCUAAUGGUAGGCCUAACCGUCUUCUGGUAGAUGGAAAGGCUUUCCCAAAAACUCUCAAUUUAAAAUGUUAACUAGCUACAAAGUAGUCUUUGCCUACCUGGCAGAAUGAUAUCAUGAUUAUCUGCAUCAGUCCAGUGGCCAUAUGUUGUGCUAACAACAUCUCAGAAACACUGCAAGCCAAACAGCAGUUCUAGGUGCCUGACACUUAAAUUAAACGAUAACUACACAACAACAAAUACAAUUCCCAGAGCUUAGUGGUCUCCUGGUGUGGUUUAAACAUUGUUAUGGACAUAGAACAUCCUAUUUAGUUGUUUUUCUAUUAAAAAAGUGUGACUUUUAACUCGAAAUGACACAACGACAAGGUUCCAGUUUAACAAAGGUUACUAUACCGUAUGAACACACUACAAGGUAGCCAUUCCACUCUAGGCUAGGUCCAUCAACCACAAGACUCUGCGCAGGCACACUCUUGACUGAGUGAUAGCCCUGUAAUAACAGAAAUAUGAACUUAACAACUUUGAGAGUGAAAACCUGGCUUAGUUGACAGCCUCCAUUUAUCUGUUUCACUAGUCGGCCUACCUGUACAGUAGAGCUUGUGUUGGCCUGACUGUGAAAGAUAAUUGUAGGUCAUUCAGAGUGUAUGUCACUGUUUCUCAUACAUUUUCACACAGAGCAUCUUUCUUUCACCGGGCAGGCCAUUUGGGAAAUGUUUUGCUCAAUUAGAGUAUACUCACUUCUCCAGGCACCACUAUGUGGUGUUAUCAUUGAGCAACUAACAAAAAAAUCAGUAUCACUGUGGGAUCAAUCAGUUAGAAAUAAAACAGUAUCUGGACUUUACCUGUAGAAAAGGCCCAUGGAGUUGGUGGAAUAAUCCUUUAACUCAUUGCCACUUACUCAGCUGGGCCAGGGGCGCUUUAAUUAGGUCAGGUGGAAAUGUCCGACAGAUCUCAACUCCAUAAAAGGAGGAAAUUGCCAUCGCCUGAGCUCACUGCUUUCUCUUCCUUAACUCCGUCUUAUCCAGAAGUUCUGUGCGUCCGUGAAUCCACGUAAGUCCACCGACUCAGUUCAGAUGAAAGGUGUGAUGCAUGUGCCACUGCGCUGGGUGCUGUGGGAUGUGAAGGACACCCUGCUGAAGGUGCGCAGGUCUGUCGGGGAGCAGUACUGCCAGGAGGUCCAGCGAACAGCAGGUUUCAGUCUUAACCCUACAGAGGUGGAGGCUGCCUUCCGCCAGUCCUUCCACCAGUACUCCAAACUCUACCCCAACUACGGUACGGCCAAGGGCCUGGGGGGGAAGGCCUGGUGGAUGGGAGUGGUUCGGGACACCUUCGCCCAGUGUAGAGUACAGGACGCAGCCCUACUGGACACACUGGCCCACAACUUGUAUCAUGGCUUCUGCAGCCCUAAUAACUGGGAGGUAUUUCCAGACUCUGCGAAGACCCUGGAGAGCAUAUCCUCCCUGGGACUGAAGCAGGGUGUGGUGUCCAACUUUGACAAUCGCCUGGAGGGGAUUCUACGAGGCUGUGGCCUUCUGUCUCACUUCAGCUUCCUGCUCACCUCAGAGGAGGCCGGUAUAGCCAAGCCUAACCCAGCCAUCUUCCACCGGGCACUAGAGAAAUGUGGCGUAACAGCCGCGAGUGUAGCUCACAUUGGGGACCAUUAUGUCUAUGACUAUGUGACCUCUCGGUCACUGGGCCUCCAUGGGUACUUGCUGGACAGACAGGGCAGGAAUAAAUACCCUGAUGUUCCCCCACAGCAUCGACUAAAGACCCUGGAGGAGCUACCUGCACGUCUCCAGCAACAUAUGGACUAAAUGUUAUCUAUUACACAAGUAAACUGAAGCCAGGACUCAAACAAACCGCACUGUUCCAACAUUUCACUGCACUUGACAUUAAAGUAUAAAAACGAUAUAUAUAUAAAAGCCUUAAUCUAUGGCAGUGAAACUAGCCCCAAAACUUAACAUAUGCAAUGACCACUUUUAGAUGAUCUAAAUAUGUACAUAUAAUUUAUCUAAAGUUUUUGUAACUUAUUUCGCCAAUAUAUAUAUUUAUAUCACGUUGUGACACCCUCCAAUUCAUGUAUUAUGUUCAAUAAAUAAAAAUGCCUGUUCUACAGCCAGUGCUA